Molecule: messenger RNA, 4110 nt
Organism: Pseudophryne corroboree (corroboree frog)
Lineage: Eukaryota; Metazoa; Chordata; Amphibia; Anura; Myobatrachidae
Gene: ATXN2L
Product: ataxin 2 like
Exons: 23
Coding region: 571-3507 (978 amino acids)
Biological process (GO): cytoplasmic stress granule assembly
Cellular component (GO): cytoplasmic stress granule
Molecular function (GO): mRNA binding
Source: RefSeq, a predicted model, not a curated record
GCCUCUCGUCAUGUCUCUCCUCAGACCGGCAUUGCCUCAGCUGCUCUCCCUCGGUCGCGUGACGUUACGGGGGAGGCGGGGCCUCCGCAGCAGCAGCCGCCGCCAUUUUGUGGCUCCGCCUCCUCUCCAGCCCAUGCACGAGCUCCGCUUCCUCCCUCUCAGAGACGGCAGCCAGGUAGGCAAGCCGUGGUCCCGCCCAGCACCUCACGCCAUUGGCGGCUGCCGCUGGGGCUCCUCCCCCUUCGCCCGCUGCCAUUGGCCGGCACGCUCGGCCCAGGCCACGCCGCAACCUCGGCGCGCGCUGAAGGGAACGCCGCUGGAGACAGAGAGACGGGUCAGCGGCAGCCAGCGAGAGCUGCCAGGCAGCAGAUUGGUCGGCAGACGCCCCGCCCUCCCCACCAGCCGCCCGCUCCUAUUGGCCGAUCGCUCCCCCCUCCCUUUCCAGGCCGUCCGCGCGCAUUGUCGGUUGGAGCGAGAGUCAGGCGCGCGCGCUGCCGCUGUUGGUGUCCGCUCUCCCGGCAGCAGCCCCCCCUCCCCCCGCCCGCACCGGCAGCAGCUUCUCCGUGGAAUAUGCUCAAGCAGCAGCCGCCGCCGUCGUCUCAGGCCACCCGCAAACCUGCCGCAGCGGCCAUGGCGGUCUCCACGCCAGGAAGCGGCUCCCCGGGGAGCCCCAACGGCAGCCUGCCCCCAUCCGGGAGCCAGGAGCGGGCCGGAGCCGGCAGGGGCAGGAGCAUCGUGAAGGGACUCCAGCCUCCGGUUUUUGAAGGAGUCUAUAAUAAUUCUCGCAUGCUGCAUUUUUUAACUGCUGUGGUGGGCUCCACGUGUGAUGUAAAGGUGAAAAAUGGGACCACGUACCAAGGAAUCUUCAAGACGUUAAGCUCAAAGUUUGAGUUGGCCGUUGACGCUGUGCACAGGAAGACAAGUGAUCAGGUGACGGGGCCCAAGCGCGAGGACAUUGUUGACACCAUGAUCUUCAAGCACUCAGAUGUGGCCCUCGUUCACUUCCACAACGUAGAUUUCAACUAUGCUACGAAAGAUAAGUUUACCGAUUCGGCCAUUGCGAUGAAUUCCAAAGUGAAUGGGGAGCACAAGGAGAAGGUUCUAAUGCGCUGGGAUGGGGGCGAAAGCAACAGCGAUGACUAUGACUUGGAGUCUGAUAUGUCUAAUGGCUGGGAUCCUAACGACAUGUUUAAGUUCAAUGAGGAUAACUACGGAGUGAAAACGACAUAUGACAGCAGUCUCUCCUCAUACACGGUCCCCCUAGAAAAAGAUAACUCCGAGGAGUUUAGGCAGCGGGAAGCCCGAGCAGCCCAGCUGGCCCGCGAGAUAGAAUCCAGUCCUCAGUACAGAGCUCGGAUUGCCAUAGAGAACGACGACUGCCGGACAGAGGAGGAGAAGCACAGCUCUGUCAAUCGUCCAAACUCUGACCGAGACAGCCCAAGCCUUGGUUCCCGGGAUGGAAAGUACAUUCCUCUUCCACAACGAGUCCGAGACGGGUCACGGGGAGGACUCCGGACGAACUCCACCAGAGGAGGAAGACCUGGCAUGGGCUCCGUCCCUCCCCGGGCUGCCCCUCAACAUUAUCCUGAAACCAGUUCUAGCCCAGUGCCAGAGCAGAGAGGCAUCAACGGAGGCCCUUCACGGAUGUCUCCCAAAUCGCAGCGCACAGUAAGGUGUACUAAGACCAUGUCUUCUCCGUCCAGUCGUCCUAUAGAAGUGUCCACAUCCCCAUCAGCGGCCUCCCGUGUCUACGCACCUAUGUCUCCAAAAUCUGCCUCCUCCAUCAGUUCCUUGGACUCGUCUUCUCAGGCUUCCACCCCUGACUCUCGGUCUGCUCUGGAACCCAGCGCCUCCACUAAACCCUCCUCCCCAAAGAAUGUCACUCCCACCUUGAUGAUGGAAGGCAAAGACGUUCCAAGCGCUGUGGUGAAGGAGCCGGGCCGGGCGUUGGAGCAGAGCGUGCCGUGCGACGUGAAGCAGCAGCCAUGUAAAGUGCUGCAGACUGACCAGAAGAGGAAUCAAUUGGACGAGCUGCGGAAAUUUGGGGCUGAAUUCAGGCUCCAAUCAAGCUCCUGCCCUGACUCCUCAAUAGAAACUUUCCCAUCCAGGCAGCGAGAGCCUUUAGAAAAUAAAUUAGCUCCACAAGACCCAGCGCACUGCGAUGGAAACGAGCCGCAUGAUCUGGUACAUAAAAUCUCCGAGACGGCGGAAGAGAGUAAGGAGGAGCGAGUAUGUGAGACUAGCGAGCGCCAGGAGGAAGCGGCUAGUCCCGCAAGCAAAGCGGAACCAGAAGAGAGAGAGGAGCACGCAGUGUGCGACCAAGUAAAGAAAUCCACUCUGAAUCCCAAUGCUAAGGAGUUUAACCCUUCCAAGUCCCUUCUGGCUGUGAACAAGGCAACCAGCACCCCGACAUCCCCCGGACCAAGAAACCAUUCCGCCACCACCACCAUCCCCAUGCUGACAGCAGGGCAGGGUGGGGUGUACAGCCAGUACAUCUCCUACAUCCCCCAGAUCCACAUGAGCCCGGCGGUGCAGGCUCCUCAGAUGUAUUCGUAUCCAGUGUCUAACUCUGUGCCGGGCCAGCAGGGAAAGUAUAGAGCGAAAGGUCCUCCGCAGCGCUCUGAUCAGCCCAACUCCGCCCCUCCCAUAAUGCAGGCAGCAGCAGCCGCCGGUCCCCCCCUAGUGGCAGCCACUCCGUAUUCCUCUUACAUCUCCUACAGCCCACAGCAGUUCCCGGGGCAGCCGACCAUGAUGCAGCCCAUGGCUCACUACCCUUCACAGCAUUGUGGUUUCCUUUCCUUUCAGCCCAUGUUUGCUCAGAUGCUUCAGGGGAAUCCACGCAUGCUGGCAUCUGGAAACCAUCAAGCCUUAGUCUCGUCCUCCAAUCCUCAGUACCAGCCUACAGAGCAGCCCAGUCCGCAGACCCUGUAUGCAACUGUCCAUCAAUCCUACUCUCACCAUGCAGCCCAGCUGCACCCGCAACCCUCCAGCACCCCUACCCAGAGCCAGCAACAGUCUCAGCAUGCUAACCCCAGCCCUGUGCAGCACCAGGGUGGCCAACCUCAGCACCUGGGCAGUGGGCAACCUCAGCAGAAUCUGUAUCACACGGCAGCCCUGACUGCCACUCCACCCUCCCUGACUCCUGGACCCACUGCGCAAUCCCCACAGAGCAGCUACCCGCAGCAGGCCGUGUAUGCAAUCCACGCCCAUCAACAGCUACAGCACGGCUACACAAACAUGUCUCAUGUCGCCCAGGCACAUGUACAGAGUGGAAUAACUGGAGCGCCUCCCCCUCCCCACCCCGGAGCCCCUCACCCAUCACACCCUGGAGCCCCUCAUCCUACACAGGUUAUGCUCCUGCAUCCCUCACAGACUCACGGCGGCCCACCACAGGGUGCUGUACAACAGACCGGUGUAUCCGCCAAUUCUCCAUACGCCUAUAUACCCCAUCAUCAAGUUCAGUCUCAUCCGUCCCAGCAACUACCGUUCCACCCUCCUGGUAACUGAGCUUUCUCCCAAGCUGUGAUUCCAAGCUCCACAGUCCUAUAACCCCAGCAGCCAGUCCUGCCUCUGGCCUUAACCCACCCACAUUGUCCAGGAUACUGGCUGAGACAGUGUCCACAGGCCCACGGCCGCCCUCCCCCCCACAGACUUCUGCAGCAGUGCUGGGUGGCACAGGGUUGUGGGGGCCUGUGUCACGCCCUAUCGGAGAGGAGCAUUCAGCCACAUAUGGAGAACUGUCCUAGGCGUGGAUCCCGUAGCUGGAGGCAGCCUUAGUCCCCCUUAUUGGCACCAGGAGGAGAAUGUUUUAGCUUUUGGUUUGAUCUGCAGGGGGGAAGGGGCGCAGCCCUUCUCUCAGAGACUGGAACAAAAACCAAGAUUUUAUUUUUUAUUUAUAACUAAAAUCGGCAGUUUCAAGGCAGAGUCCACUUUCAUCACCCACCCUUUUCCCCCUCAUCUCCUCCCGAACCCCCUUAACUUGAACGGAGUGAUGGACUACUUUUACUUUUUAUUGAAUAAAAUAUUUAAAAAAAAAAAAAAGAAGAAAAAAAACUUACAAAAAAAUUACAAAAAACAACAAAAACUAAAAAAUAAAAGUUUUAAACUAAA